Molecule: messenger RNA, 4486 nt
Organism: Doryrhamphus excisus (bluestripe pipefish)
Lineage: Eukaryota; Metazoa; Chordata; Actinopteri; Syngnathiformes; Syngnathidae
Gene: ints6
Product: integrator complex subunit 6
Biological process (GO): snRNA 3'-end processing
Cellular component (GO): integrator complex
Source: RefSeq, a predicted model, not a curated record
ACUAUCGGCGGCUGCUGAGCUCAGUCAGUGUAGGGAGAAGCAGGCAGUCACUGUGAGGGGGAACUUUGUUGCUAUGAAACUUAGGACUAUUUACUCAAUAUUGAAAGCAUUACCUAAAAACCCUCGUCAAUCCAUGAGCCGCCCUUAGGCUGUGAGCUCUUUAGUGUAGUUUGGCCAGCAGGGGCCUCGCCACUCACUAUUCUUACACUUUUUUUUGAAAGAAUGUGCGAGACAGACAGUUAGCCGGCUAGCUGGCCAGCUAGCUGGCUAACUAGCUAGCCGAGGUGACACAGGCGGCAGGAGAACAAAAGAUUUUUUUUUGACCGUUUCCACUGACACCAAGUCCAUGCAGAACGUCUUGUUAGCACCACAAUGCCCGUUUUACUUUUUCUGGUAGACACGUCCGCGUCCAUGAACCAGCGCAGCCAUCUGGGCACUACCUAUCUGGACAUAGCAAAAGGCGCUGUUGAGACUUUUAUGAAGCUCCGAGGGAGAGAUCCGGCCAGCCGAGGGGACCGGUACAUGUUGGUCAAUUUGGAAGACAUUCCGUUCGGGAUCAAGGCGGGAUGGAAGGAGAGUCACGCCACGUUCAUGACGGAGCUGAGGAACCUGCAGGCCACCGGACUCACCACCAUCGGCCAAUCACUGAGGACCGCCUUUGACUUGCUCAAUCUCAAUAGAUUAGUGACCGGCAUAGACAACUAUGGACAGGGAAGGAACCCCUUCUUUCUCGAGCCCGCCAUCAUCAUCGCCAUCACCGACGGCAACAAGUUGACCAGCAGCGGGGGGGUCCAAGACGAGCUCCAUCUCCCCCUGACCACCCCCCUGCCAGGCAGCGAGCUGACCAAGGAGCCGUUCCGCUGGGAUCAGCGUCUGUUCGCUCUCGUGCUGCGGAUCCCUGGCCACGCGUCGGUGGAGCCUGAUCCCAUCGGGGGCGUCCCGUCCGACGACUCGCCCAUCACGCCCAUGUGUGAGGUCACUGGAGGACGUUCAUACAGCGUGUUCUCGCAGCGCAUGUUGAAUCAGUGUCUGGAGUCCCUGGUUCAGAAGAUCCAGAGCGGCGUGGUCAUCAACUUUGAGAAGACGGGGCCAGACCCUCCCCCACUGGAAGAUGCUCCAGCCGAGUCGCUCAAGUCCGGCCCUCAGCCUUGGCACUGCUGCCACAAGCUCAUCUAUGUUCGUCCCAAUCCCAAAACCGGCGUUCCCAUUGGCCACUGGCCCAUCCCUGAGGCCUUCUGGCCAGACCAGAACUCCCCCACCCUGCCGCCCCGCUCGGCCCACCCCCACGUACGCUUCUCCUGCCUGGACGCCGAGCCUAUGGUGAUUGACAAGGUGCCCUUCGACAAGUACGAGCUGGAGCCCUCGCCGCUCACGCAGUACAUUCUGGAGAGGAAGUCUCCACACACCUGCUGGCAGGUGUUUGUGUGUAACAGUGCCAAGUACAGUGACCUGGGCCAACCUUUUGGCUACCUGAAGGCCAGCACAGCUCUCAAUUGUGUCAACCUGUUUGUGAUGCCCUACAACUACCCCGUGCUCCUGCCUCUCCUGGACGACCUCAUCAAAGUACACAAGUUCAAGCCCACCAUCAAGUGGCGGCAGUCCUUUGAGAACUACCUGAAGACCAUGCCCCCAUACUACAUCGGGUCCCUGAGGAAGGCGCUAAGGAUCAUGGGAGCGCCCAACCUGCUGGCAGACAACAUGGAGUACGGCCUGAGCUACAGCGUGGUCUCCUACCUGAAGAAGCUCAGCCAGCAGACCAAAAUGGAGUACGACCGCCUGAUCGCCUCCAUCGGAAAGAAGCCGCCGACUGAAUCUGGGAUCAAGGUCCGCUGGCGAGGUGGCGGCAUCUCUCUGGCCCAGCGCCGAGACUUCAUCCAGCAGCUGCAGAGCCUCUCUAGCGACGCCCCCGUGCUUCCUCUGGAGCUCAACCCCAAGGAGUUCCAAGGAUUUCACCUGGCGUUGCUCAACAAGGAUCUGAAACCUCAGAGCUUCCGGAACCCCUACGACAUCCCCCGCAGUCACCUGCUGGACCAGCUGAGCCGCAUGAGGAGAAACCUUCUCAACACCAGCGUCUGCACCCUGCGUGGGCAAGACUCGGAUCAGCUCCACAGCGUUCCCAUCGCCCAGAUGGGGAACUACCAGGACUUCCUCAAAGCUGCCCCUCAGCCCCUCAGAGACGCCGACCCUGAGCAGCCCAAACGCCUGCACACUUUCGGCAACCCCUUCAAGCUGGACAAGAAGGGCAUGAUGAUCGACGAGGCAGAUGAAUUUGUGACGAGCCCCCAGAACAAAGGCAAGAGGCCUUCAGACAACAACAUGACGGGCGGGGGCCCCAAGAGGAGGCGUUGCAUGUCACCGCUGCUGCGCCUCGGCCGUGGCUACACGCCCCCUGUCACCCCCCCUGCCAGCCCUCGACCCGCAUCAGACAUGGACGUGAGCGACGGAGAAGUGGAACCAGACCUGAUCAUCAACCACCUCCAUCAGAACCACUGCAGCCCAGAAAGAAGUUCAGACUACGAGUCGGAACCCUCAGGACCCGCCGACCCUCAGGAGAACCACUCGUCGGCAGACCACCACCAGGACGGGGACGAGGACGAGAACGGUCAGAGGCGGGAGGGUGAGGAGGAAGAGGGAGCCGAGGUGAUUCUGGUGGACGAUCAAGCGCCCCGGUACCUGUCUCCCGCUGCCCUGAAGAAACACAUCCAUACCGAGACCACCAAGGUCAACAACGAGCUGAGGACGCUCAUCACCAGGGAGAUCAGGAAACCUGGCAGACACUACGAGAAGAUCUUCUACUUCCUGAAGCAGAUCCAAGGCACACUGGACACUCGGCUCAUCUUCCUCCAAAACAUCAUCAAGGAGGCAGCCAGGUUCAAGAAGCGUGUUCUCAUUGAGCAGCUGGAAAACUUCCUGGAGGAGAUCCACAACAGAUCGAACAAUAUGAACCACGUGGACGCACUCUGACCUCCUCAUUCCCCAAAUGAACUUAACUCGCUAACUCCGCCUUCAUCUUGCAGAGACGAGAACGUCUCUCGCUCCUCAGAGGAUCCUUUUUUUCUGUAUCACUCAACACCGCUGAUGGAUUUGUUGGUUUCGACCCUCAUGAUGACGUUGAGUACUUGCUGCGUACUUUUAGACCUUUUUAGACCGGCGGUUGCGGUUUCUGUGAAACCAUCCUCAGUCACCUGAGAUCCACCCCCGAUUCCACCAUGUUGUCAGUUCUGGGUGUUCAUGAGGGGCCCCUUGUUGCUCUUUUUCACUCAUUGUUUGGUUGCACUUGGAGGUUUUCAUCCGUGUUGUCACUCGGCAAACUAAUGGGCGUGUCACAUGAUCAACCAUGGAGAAAGUAGUAGGCAACCAAAAUGCAACAGAGCGAAUCGUAGACCGUCUAGCCACUUAUGGUUGACUGCUGAGCGAGUGAUUCAAUAAGUUGGACACAAAUGGCCGACUUGCGAUUUGUCGAAUUGGCAUCUCAUACGGGACUUACGGUCAACCAAAAAGCCCCCGACCGGGUAACCAAUGGUUGACUGACAGCUGACUGAUGGGUGGUCAACCGGCAACUAAAGACUGAAUGAGCGAUGGUCGACCAGUAAGCUAGUUAAACGGGUGAUUUGACAAGUCAAUGACUAAGUCACCGGCAACCAUUUUCGGUGACUUUGGUGACCAAUGGGUGGGCAGCAGGCAGCCAAAGACCGAAGGAGCGAUGGUCGUCCAAGGACGUAACUGUUGGGAAAGUCAUUCGCCACCAAAGACCGACUGAUGGCGGCGAGCUGCCGAUGAGCCACCGAAGUGGGGAGAUUGAUCAUGAAAGUGUGCAUGAAAGGACCCGAUUGGCGAGCAACAGGCAACUAAUGAGUCAGCAAUGACCAAUCAAACACCGAGUGACCGAUUUAGGAACUGACGAGCAAGCCCAGAGCAAACGAACGAGAAUGGGCGACCAACAGUGUGUGUGUGUGUGUGUGGUCAUUGAACGAUUGUGGCGGCGACAAACAGCUCAGGAAGUGACAUGGCCGUUCAAGUUACCCGCAUUUACCUUCAAGUUUGCCACGGAACACGAGUGUCGCUCGCCCGUUCGCCAAAGCCCCGCCGCCAUCCAAGUCACUUAACCACCGAUGCACUUGUGUACAUUUAUUUAAUGUCAUUUAAAGUCCAAGACUACCUUGAUGCAGAUCGUACUUUUUUUUUUUCCUGAGAAAGAGGGUAAGGCGGUCAGGGGUCAAGGGUCGGGGGGGGUUCAAGCGCACACGCAACUUCAAGAGUUGUUUUUGGAUCUGGAACAGGGGACCAAAAAUCAGCCAUACGUGUGUGUGUUGGUGAGCAAGCCGCUAAAGAGUAUUUUGAAUACACUGUAAUAUGACUGUAAAUAUUCCUAGAGUAAUAUUUAAAGAUGGUGGACAAACGUGUGGCCUUUUUGUAAGUAUUUCCAUCAAUUAAAGAUCUAUUUUCCACUGUGAAGGCCCAUUAUGAUGAAUAAAGUGUUGCUAAA